AUUUUUCCGUUGACUUCCGAUCUGAUGAACGUAUGAGCUAUUUUGCAAUUUGUAUGAUAAUUUCACUAAUCUUUCGCCUAAUGGAAUUAUUCAAGAUUUUUCUAAUUCUAUAACUGCUUUACUUUUAAUAGGUUAUGAUCAUAAUCGAGUGUUGAAAAAUUUGAAUCGAAUUUGAACAUAAUGGAGACGGAUGGUUCCAAUGAUCCGAUUGAGUCGAAUUUGCUGAGGCAGUUUAGAGAAAUGAACACGGAGGAUAAAGAUGUUUUAAUUUUACAGCUCAGGCAACUACUAAAUAACCAGAUUAGCAACGAAGGAUGUGCAUUUUACUUAGAUAUGACAAAUUGGAAUAUUCAAGCUGCGGUUUGUGCAUUUUAUGAUUUCAUGCAACCACCUCUUCCUAAUAUGGCUUUAAUAAAAGAUAUUACCCUCGGUGAAGGUGAGGCCAUUACCCCUGCGACUUCAUUCGUAAAAACCUGGCAUAUAUGUAAUAACGGAAACGAAAAAUGGCCCAUCGGGUGUUAUUUCGCACAUUCCCAAGGUGAAAAAUUUUCCUGCGAAACUGUUGUUCGUUUACAUCCGUUAGAGCCGAAUGAGUCGCAUCGUGUAAGUUUAAAUUUGCUCAGCCCGCCUGAAACUGGCAUGUAUGAAGGAAAGUUUCGAACGUUCUCUCCAAAUGGUUUGGCAUUUGGCGAGAUAAUAUGGGUGAUUUUAAGUGUCGAAUCAAAUGGUAUUCUAGGUGUUACUCAAGGUAUUGACAAUAUAGAUUCUCCGAAGCAGGUGGCGAAAGUUCCGCCAAAUAAUGGUGCUGUCUUGAAUCCUUUCGCCACUCCUCCUAGACCUCGAACGAAUAGCGAUUUUUUACCUAACGUUGGAUCAGUAACUCCACCGCUGUUGCAAAUGCCUUUAUCUUCAACCGGUACCCCAUUGCAGAAUUUCGACAUUUCUCCAAUAAAGCCCGACUACGAUGAUUGUCCGCAGAUGGCAGAUAACGACGAAAAUAUGAACAAAUAA
This is a messenger RNA of Dimorphilus gyrociliatus, 1011 nucleotides long. The record is from the annotation of a GenBank genome assembly. Lineage: Eukaryota; Metazoa; Annelida; Polychaeta; Dinophilidae.